AUGUCAAAUCAAGCAAGAGCACGUCGCAUUGCAGUAUUAGGAACAAGAGCAGUUGGCAAGUCUUCGCUUGUUAUCCAAUUUUGUGAAAAUCAUUUUGUUGACAGCUAUUAUCCUACAAUUGAGAACACGUUUACCAAGACAAUCAAAUACCGUGGCAUAGAGUAUAAUGUGGAGAUUAUGGACACAGCUGGUCAAGAUGAAUAUUCUAUCCUUUCUUCCCAUCAUGCCUCUAGUAUGAAUGGGUAUGUAUUGGUGUAUUCUAUUUCUUCAAAAUCUAGUUUUGAUAUGAUCAAGAUUAUCAGAGACAAGAUUUUAGAUUUCACUGGUUUAGAGACUGUUCCUUGUGUGAUUGUAGGUAAUAAAUCAGAUUUGAAUAUGCAGAGACAAGUAUCUACACAGGAAGGACAAGAACUAGCACAACAAUGGAAUUGUCCCUUUGUUGAAACAUCUGCUAAAUUAGAUGAGAAUGUUUCCAAGAUCUUUGAUUCCAUUAUUGCUCAUAUUGAAAAAGUCAAUAAUCCACCUUCUGAUGGAAAAGAUAGUGGUUGUCUUGUCAUGUAA
Molecule: messenger RNA, 561 nt
Organism: Gilbertella persicaria
Lineage: Eukaryota; Fungi; Mucoromycota; Mucoromycetes; Mucorales; Choanephoraceae
Product: ferrous iron transporter B
Exons: 5
Coding region: 1-561 (186 amino acids)
Biological process (GO): small GTPase-mediated signal transduction
Cellular component (GO): plasma membrane
Molecular function (GO): GTP binding; GDP binding; GTPase activity
Source: RefSeq, a predicted model, not a curated record